This is a messenger RNA of Asparagus officinalis (garden asparagus), 2241 nucleotides long. RefSeq lists its product as uncharacterized. The transcript is spliced from 5 exons. Bases 1 to 2241 code for a protein of 746 amino acids. The record is from RefSeq and is a predicted model, not a curated record. Lineage: Eukaryota; Viridiplantae; Streptophyta; Magnoliopsida; Asparagales; Asparagaceae.
AUGAACCCAAAAAAUUUAAGUAGCGGUGCAAUGUACUGUCCCUGUUAUAGGUGUAAGAAUAUGAAGCCGAAAAAUAAAGAUGAAAUACGAAGUCACUUAGCAAACUCUGGUUUUUACGAGGAAUAUAAAUAUUGGUCCUAUCACGGGGAAGGCUGUACCGAAGAUGAAGUCCCGGAUGUGCAUGUCGAUACCAGUCAUGGUGUCAGGAUAGAUGAUACAGAUGUAAAUUUACAGACUGAUAUUGGACCUGACCAUACCGAAUAUGAUAUUAACAAUGACAAUGAAGAUGAUAUCAUAGUUGAUGUCCAAGAUGCUCAUGCUCCUGAGGACUUGGAUCGUAUAAUGAAACUACUAGAAGAUAGUGAAAAUGAUUUGUAUGAGGGUUGCACCGAGUUCUCCAGAUUUUUAUUUAUGUUGGAGCUCUUACAUAUUAAGAGCCUCAGUGGAAUGGCAAAUACUUAUUUCGAAAUGCUUCUUGAUUUACUACGGAAGGUAGUUCCAGGAGGAGAGCGUAGCAUUCCUAAAACAACUUAUGCGGCAAAGCAAAUAGUUUCCGAUUUGGGGCUUGAUUACAAUAAGAUUGAUGUGUGUCCCAAUGAUUGUAUUCUCUACUACAAGGAUAAUAAAGACCUUCAGGAAUGUCCAACAUGUGGAGUUUCUCGAUGGAAACAACAAACCCGCUCUUCAACAAGGCAGCCAACAGAGUCAAUGUCCCAGCAGAGCAUGAUUCCAGCUAAGGUGCUUCGUCAUUUCCCGUUAGUUUCCAGAUUGCAACGUCUGUAUAUGAACAAAGACACUGCUAAGAACAUGAGGUGGCACAAAGAAGAUCGUAUAGAAGAUGGUAAGCUGAGACAUCCAGCUGAUGCAGAGGCUUGGAAGCAUAUUGAUAAGACUUUUCCUAAUUUCGCUCGUGAAUGCAGAAAUGUCAGACUUGGGCUUUCUAGCGACGGAUUCAAUCCGUUCGGGGUUAUGAGUUCAGGUUGGUCUACAUGGCCAGUUGUCUUAAUGCCAUAUAAUUUACCCCCACUGCUUUGUAUGAAACAACCGUAUAUGAUACUCUCAUUACUGAUACCGGGUAAGCAUGCACCGGGUAAUGAUAUUGAUGUCUACUUAGAGCCCUUAAUUGAUGAGCUAAAACAGUUAUGGUCGGAGGCUUAUGCUAAUCUUUCUGGUUGGUCGACAAAAGGCAAGUUUGCUUGUCCAGUAUGUGGCCCAGAAUUUGAAGGCCUUCACUUACCAUAUAGUCGAAAGUGUUGUUAUUGGUUCAACAGGAGAUGGUUGCCCUCGGGCCAUAAAUACAGAAAAUUGAGCAAUAAGUUUGAUGGCACUGUUGAGACUAGGAAUAAACCACGUCAAAUGACCGGUGCUGAUAUUGCAAAGUUGCUUGAGCAUCUUCCUAAAAUUAGAUUUGGUAAGAACCGAUAUUCUAAGUACGACUCACUCAAAGCUAGAGGCACCUGCAAAAAGAAAAAGACACUGAAGAGGAAGAGAGCAUUCCAACGGGCACAUGUUGAUAAUGGAGUUGAUAACUUACCAAAGGGAUGGAGUAAAUUCAGUAUCUUCUUCCAGCUGCCAUACUGGCAAAAGCUUAAAAUCAGGCAUAACUUGGAUGUCAUGCAUAUUGAGAAAAAUGUUUGUGACAACAUAGUUUCAACCCUCCUUCAAGAUCCUAAUAAGUCAAAGGAUGACCUAAGGGCUCGUCAAGACUUAGCUGCAUUGAAUAUCCGAGAAGAUUUGCAAGCACAAGAUGUACAGGAGAGGAAGCUCUUAGGCCUAAAGACCCAUGAUUAUCACGUUCUUCUACAUCAAUUGCUCCCGGUUGCAUUGCGUAAUAAUAUGGAGAAAGAAGCAUCGAAAAUUAUUAUGGAGUAUUGUGGGUUCUUCAGAAAAUUGUGCUCGAAAGUUAUAGAUGUGAAGGAAUUUAAAAAGCUUGAAACAGAACUAGCGAGGCAAUCAUUUGCGGGUCCUGUAUCUUACCGUUGGAUGUACCCAAUUGAGAGAUAUUUGGGGUUUAUGAAGCGUCUAGUUCGCAAUCGAGCUCAUCCUGAGGGUUCUAUGGCUGAAGGUUACGUGACCAACGAAUGUCAUACGUUUGCAUCACGUUACAUGCGCAACCGCGUAAAAGCUGAUCAGCCCCCAACUAAGGAGAAGAAACUCGUAAAAUAUCCAAGAUCUGACUUGGAGCAGGUUCAUGCAUAUGUAUUGAAUAAUCUUGACAUUUUCAGCGAUUAUCGAAGGUAA